AUAACAGACUCUUAUUGCGGCUACAUCACUUCCCGUCGGGAAUCAUUUUGUGCGCCACUUUCAUUUUAAUCACCAAACCGUGACCGUGACAGCGCAAACGCGCAUCGGUCUGCGCAUCUCUGAAAUCUUCACAACUACAGUGUGGACAACCUCCCUGACAUCCAGAGACCUCUCCUCCGCAAUCCGACGAGGGCUUCUCUGCCGCCUAUGGCUGCACAUCUUCGGCAUCCCUGAGCCGCUGGCCUCGUCCCCGGACCGUUCACCUGCAGCUGUCAUCUGAAGGUCUUUGAAUCAGGGAGACGUCUCUACGAUCAUCAUUAUUUUUUCUUUUCUUUUUUUCCCAUCAUCAUCCUUUAAGAACCCGGUGCUAUGCUGGGCCCAGCUCUCUAGAUCUGGUGAUCAAUACACACGAGCUCUCAUCCCACAUCCUUCCGACCGAGACCCUGGUACUCUCAUCGAGCCCCGACGAUGCAUCCUAACGCAGCGAUGCUGGCGAUGGUCCUUUUGGGGAACUUGGCGGUGCCUUUCGCCUCGGCUCAAAACGCUGGGUUUGUGAAGUCGCCAAUGUCUGAGACUAAGCUUACGGGGGACACCUUUGAGCUGUACUGCGACGUGGUCGGCAACCCCACUCCAGAGAUCCAGUGGUGGUAUGCUGAGAUCAACCGAGCCGACUCCUUCAAGCAGCUGUGGGACGGAGCCCGCAAACGUCGGGUAACUAUCAACACGGCUUACGGCGCCAAUGGGGUCAGCGUGCUCGUUAUCACGCGCCUCACACUGGAGGACUCUGGGACCUAUGAGUGCCGGGCCAGCAACGACCCCAGGCGUAAUGAUCGCCGACAAAACCCUGCCAUCACCUGGAUCCGCGCCCAGGCCACCAUUUCAGUGCUACAGAAACCAAAGAUCAAUGCCUCUGAUCAGAUCAUCCUGUCAGCGGAAGUCUCAGGCAAACCUGUUACCCUGCAGUGUAACCUAACCACUGCCUACACCCCUCACAAGGAAAGCUUCUGGAUGAAGAACGGACUGGAGAUCGCCAAUACACGGACAGAUCAAAUGAACACAGCGUACAGAAUCACUAAACCACGAGCGGACGAUUCUGGGGAAUACAUGUGUGUGUUCACAUUUGAUAUGGCACCAAAUGCAAAUGCAACAAUCGAAGUAAAAGCAAAACCUGAUAUCACCGGCCACAAGAGGAGUGAAAAUAAAAACGAGGGGGAAAAUGCAACAAUGUACUGUAAGUCUGUUGGUUACCCACAUCCCACCUGGACAUGGCGUAAAGGGGACGGAACAUCCUACACGGAAAUCGACAACUCUACUGGACGCUUCUUCAUCACCAACAGAGACAACUACACAGAGCUCUACAUACUAAACCUGGACAUAAACACAGAUCCUGGAGUAUAUGAAUGCAAUGCCACCAACGUGAUAGGAAACACUGCUGAGACCACUAUUCUGCGUGUGCGCAGCCAUCUUGCACCGCUUUGGCCUUUCCUGGGUGUGCUUGCCGAGAUUAUAAUCCUAGUUGUCAUCAUUGUUGUGUACGAGAAACGCAAGAGGCCGGACGACAUCAUCGAUGACGAUGAACCAGUGGGACCAAUGAAAACAAAUUCAACAAACAACCACAAGGACAAAAACAUUCGCCAGAGGAAUACAAAAUAAGCAAUUUACUCAAGUGAGAUGGCUAAAAACUGUGUUAUUGUGACAAGAUGAAGGUAUCAGCGGUGGAUAGAUCUCCAGGCAGUUUUGAAUAUAAGCAUAUCUUGUCUCUUUUUUUGAGAAACAAUAUCAGCAUAACACUGGCAACAAAAAGAACAUAACGGCUGUCUUAAGCAUGCCUUAUUCAGUCUUACAUGGAGAUUUCAGGAUGACGAAUAAUGACUAAAACCACCUCAAAGGUGUACACAUUUUUAAUGUGCUGUUGAUGUCUCCUUUAUUGAUUUCAUCAUGUCCUCGAUUGAGGUGAUCCCUUUUGUAUUACAUAUCAUGUACAAUGCAUGCAAGAUAAUUACGCAAUAGGAUACUCAGAAUAGAAAUUUUCUGUUGUUAUCCCCCUCGUGUGGCUUUUUUUGCAUCCAAAAUGACCUAUG
Messenger RNA from Paralichthys olivaceus (Japanese flounder), 2081 nucleotides. It is a transcript of the gene nptnb, whose product is annotated as neuroplastin b. Gene Ontology annotation, biological process: axon guidance; dendrite self-avoidance; homophilic cell-cell adhesion. NCBI's taxonomy places the organism in Eukaryota, Metazoa, Chordata, Actinopteri, Pleuronectiformes, Paralichthyidae. The record is from RefSeq and is a predicted model, not a curated record. Gene Ontology annotation, cellular component: axon; plasma membrane. Gene Ontology annotation, molecular function: cell-cell adhesion mediator activity.